Messenger RNA from Pyrus x bretschneideri (Chinese white pear), 433 nucleotides. RefSeq names its product cinnamoyl-CoA reductase 1. Gene Ontology annotation, molecular function: oxidoreductase activity, acting on the CH-OH group of donors, NAD or NADP as acceptor. The transcript has 2 exons. Lineage: Eukaryota; Viridiplantae; Streptophyta; Magnoliopsida; Rosales; Rosaceae. The record is from RefSeq and is a predicted model, not a curated record. Bases 69 to 350 code for a protein of 93 amino acids.
AUCAAACAUUUGACAGGCACAAAAAGGACAAACACCAAACAUUCAGAGGAUGCUUGUAAAACCUUUACAUGUAUAUUUUUCAGACUCGGGGUGGCCCAAAUAUACGUCUGCACUGGCAUAUAUCGUUGAACCGUUUCAUAUUGGAGGAGCCUCUGGACCCGGCGAUCAAAGGAACGCUCAAUGUUCUGACGGCGGCGAAGCAGGGUGGGGUCAGCCGUGUGGUGCUGAGGUCAUCCAUCUCUGCCAUCACUCCCAGCCGAAGCUGGGUGUCCGAUAAGGUCAAGGGCGAGGAUUGCUGGACAGACAUUGACUACUGCAAGCAGAAGGGAGUGAGUUACUCCAAUGCCUAGUUGUGUUUUGAAAAACUGCGGAUUAUAUACGAUUUAUUGUCUGUUUAAUGUCCGCAUUCUAUUUUCUUAUGGAAAGUUUGUAA